AUGGGAAGAGGGUCUUCGUUUGCAAUCGACGAAGAGAUGCUCGCUCUCGUCGUCCCUUGCUCGCCGCCUUCACUGUGGUCGUCGGAAUCCGGCUCGCCGCCUUCACUGUCGUCGUCGGAAUCCGGAAUCCGAAUCGCUGCAAUCGACAAGCUUCUUCUACUCGUCGUCACCCAAUGCUCGCCGUCUUCACUGUCGCCGUCUUCACUGCUCGCUAGCUGCGUGGAGAGGAUCGAAGGAAGGAAGGGUUUCGGCGGUGAGAAAGAGGUGAGAAAGAGGAUCGAAGGAUUGUAA
Linum trigynum is the source of this 291-nucleotide messenger RNA. Lineage: Eukaryota; Viridiplantae; Streptophyta; Magnoliopsida; Malpighiales; Linaceae. The record is from the annotation of a GenBank genome assembly.